AUGCCUUUCAAUCUCACCCCCCUAGCACCACUUCUCAUCAUUGCGGCGUCGCUUUCUUCUCGGCAGCAUCACCAUGACAAGACCUCGAAGCACCACCUUCGAAUCGCACGGUUUGAGCAAAUCUUCAAACCGCACUCUGCGCCAGGCCACCCACACGGCGCAGCGUGUAAUAAAUAUUGUCAGCAGCGCGAUUAGCAGCCACUUCGUGGAUGCUGUUUUUCCCUGCUCGUCGACACACUCAAAAGAACGGAUACAUUAUUGGUUAAUUUACCCCUCGCUUUCGGCCGAUUUCCCUAUAGACCAUCUAGCCCUUCUAGCAUAAUUGUAAUUGUAGUAGGAUCGUAGAGUAGUGUAGUGUAAGUACCCAAAUACCCUUUGCC
Molecule: messenger RNA, 380 nt
Organism: Laccaria bicolor S238N-H82
Lineage: Eukaryota; Fungi; Basidiomycota; Agaricomycetes; Agaricales; Hydnangiaceae
Exons: 1
Coding region: 1-195 (64 amino acids)
Source: RefSeq, a predicted model, not a curated record